This is a messenger RNA of Oncorhynchus tshawytscha (Chinook salmon), 1353 nucleotides long. RefSeq names its product zona pellucida sperm-binding protein 4-like. Lineage: Eukaryota; Metazoa; Chordata; Actinopteri; Salmoniformes; Salmonidae. Bases 1 to 1353 code for a protein of 450 amino acids. The transcript has 10 exons. The record is from RefSeq and is a predicted model, not a curated record. Gene Ontology annotation, molecular function: acrosin binding; structural constituent of egg coat. Gene Ontology annotation, biological process: prevention of polyspermy; binding of sperm to zona pellucida. Gene Ontology annotation, cellular component: egg coat.
AUGAAGUGGAGUCCAGUUUGCCUCAUGGCAGUGGCCAUGCUUAUCGGUCUAUGUGACGCUCAAUACGUGAGAGGACAGAAUUCUCUACCGACGUGGCCGCCUGCCCAACCCCUUCCUCAGUGGCCUGCCCAAACCCUUCCUCAGAGGCCUACCCAACCUCUUCCUCAGAGGCCUGCCCAAACCCUUCCCCAGAGGCCUGCCCAACCACUCCCCGAGAGGCCAGCACAACCCCUUACUCAGCAAGGCCCAAAGCAGACCUGUGAUGUUGAGGGCAAUGACAAAGUGCAAUGUGGACUUCCUGACAUCACUGGUGCCAAAUGUGAGGCCAUAAACUGCUGUUUCGAUGGGCGUAUGUGCUUUUAUGGGAAAGCAGUGACUGUCCAGUGUACCAGGGAUGGACAGUUUGUGGUGGUGGUUGCCAGGGAUGCCACUCUGCCCAACCUGGAGCUAGAUUCUAUCAGCCUGCUUGGGGGGAACGAAGCCCACUGCACCCCUGUCGGCAUCACUUCUGCUUUUGCCAUCUACCAAUUCAAAGUCACUGAAUGUGGAACUGUGGUGACGGAGGAACCUGGUACUAUUUUCUAUGAGAACAGGAUGUCCUCCUCAUAUAUAGUGGAGAUGGGACCCCUCGGCACCAUCACCAGGAAUAGCCAAUUUAAUCUAAUAUUCCAGUGCAGAUAUAAGGGCACUGUGAUUGAGGCUCUUGUGAUUGAGGUGAAGCAGGUGCCUCCCCCAAUUCUUCUUCCAGCUCCUGGACCCCUCAGAGUUGAGCUCAGACUGGCCAAUGGAAUAUGCCUCACCAAGGGAUGUAAGGAAGAGGAGGCGGCCUACACCUCUUACUACACGGAGGCAGACUACCCUGUCACCAAGUUCCUCAGGGAUCCCGUGUACGCUGAGGUUCGCAUCCUGGAGAGGACAGAUCCCAACGUUGUGCUGACCCUGGGUCGCUGCUGGGCCACCACAAACCCCGACCCUCUCAGCCUACCCCAGUGGAACCUUAUCAUUUCUGGAUGUCCGUACAAGGAUGACCGUUACCUGACCAUGCCCAUCCCUGUGGAAGCCUCCUCUGGUCUGUCCUUCCCAACCCACUACAGGCGCUUCGUCCUCAAGAUGUUCACCUUUGUGGAUUCGACAUCUAUGUCUCCCCUGAGGGAGAGGAUGUUCAUCCAUUGUAAUACAGAUUUGUGCCAGCCAUACCAGGAAAAUUGGUACUGUGUACCAAGAUGCCUCAGAACGAGGAGACACAUUGCCAAUGCAGUUCAGAAGACCACCAGAAGCGAGUCUACUUUGGUUUCCAGUGGCGAACUGAUCCUGACUCAAGCAAGCCCACCAACGAGAAUAUUGGUUGACUGA